GCCGCGUUGAAAACAUUCUUUCUUGUGGUGAAAAAUCUCUAACUUAAUGUAGUGAGCUACUUCAAACCAGUGCUUCGAGCGAACUUUUCGUGGACCAAAAAGUGAAAAGCAGAGCAGCUAAACCAAACAAAGAGGAUUAAGCCCGAGGCAGGAAUAAUUGUAACAUUGUUUGCCAGCGCCUUUUUAUAAGGUGUUUCACCGUUCACACGACGCCGGGAAGUCGGGAAUCGUUUGUGUUUCGGCAUGCGUGCCAGUCAUUUGCAUAAAUUGCCCAUCUAAACUUGAGUCCUUUUUUUGCGCGGUGUGAAUGAAAGAUUGCCAAACAUUUCAAAACCCAACCAAAAAAGAAAAAAAACAACACAAAAAUAAAGUUUCGCGUGAGCAUUUAAAUUGCCCUGCAACAAUGGCAGGCUCAAAAGUUUUGCGGUCAAUCGCGUUGGCCGUGGUAAUACUUCACAUUUCUGUGGCAAUCGUGAGUGGGGCAGCCAGCAAUGGUGUUGUUCUUAGCGAUGUGAACAACAUGUUGCGCGAUGCCAAGGUGAUGACAUCGGAGAAACCUGUCAUGCACAUAAAUCAGGAAACGGAAGCACCAGAAUCCAGUGUCGAGCUAUUACGUUUCGUCGAUGAUGAUGAGGAUAGCGAGGAUCUUAGCUCCAUCGAAGCAUCAACAUCGAAUGGCAGGAGGUCAGGAAUGGAGUCUAAAAAAAUGGCCGAUCAGGUGCGCCUGCUAACCAAACAGCUCAACGCUUUGAUGCUACGACGCCGCGAGGAUUACGAGAUGCUGGAGCACAAUCUGCGCAAAUCCCUGCGGCUCACCACAAAUACGGCCAGCGUGGAUGCCGACAUGCGCAGCGAACUGAACCAACUCAGGGAGGAGGUGGCCUCACUGCGCUCUUCGCAAAGUGGCAAUAAGGAACGUUUGACCGUUGAAUGGCUGCAGCAGACGAUCUCGGAGAUCAGGAAGCAAUUGGUGGAUCUGCAGAGGACAGCCGGCAAUGUUGCCAGGGAUGUUCAGCAGCGCAGCUCUACGUUUGAGGAUCUGGCCACCAUUCGUAGUGAUUACCAGCAGCUGAAGUUGGAACUGGCUGCCCAGCGUGAGCGUCAACAGCAAACGGAGGUCUAUGUCCAGGAACUACGAGAGGAGAUGCUGCAACAGGAACAGGACUUCCAGCAUGCCCUUGUCAAGCUGCAGAAAAGGACGAGCAAGAAUGGCCAGGGAUCAGCCAGUGUUGAGGAGGAGAGCGCCAGCCAGGAAGCCAGCCAGGAGCCCACUGGCCUGGAACCCAGCGCCGAUCACAAGCGUCGUCACUGCCGUUUCCAGAGCGAGCAGAUCCAUCAGCUGCAACUGGCCCAUCGCAACCUGCGCCGCCAGGUGAACGGUUUGAAGUUCCAUCACAUCGACGAGCGCGUUCGAAGCAUCGAGGUGGAGCAACAUCGCAUCGCCAAUGCGAACUUCAACCUGAGCAGCCAGAUUGCCUCCCUGGACAAGCUACACACUUCCAUGCUGGAACUUCUGGAGGAUGUGGAGGGUCUGCAAACCAAGAUGGACAAGAGCAUCCCAGAGCUGCGUCAUGAGAUCUCCAAGCUGGAGUUUGCCAAUGCCCAGAUCACCUCCGAGCAGAGCUUGAUUAGGGAAGAGGGCACCAAUGCGGCGCGAUCCUUGCAAGCCAUGGCUGUCAGUGUGAGUGUCCUGCAGGAGGAGCGUGAGGGAAUGAGGAAGCUGUCCGCCAAUGUGGAUCAACUGAGGACCAAUGUCGACCGAUUGCAGUCUCUGGUCAACGAUGAGUUGAAGAAUAAGCUCUCCCACCUGAACAAGCCCCACAAGCGACCACAUCACCAGAAUCUCCAGAAGGAAACGCCGCAGGAUGAUUCACCCAUCGACUCCGUCCUGGCCGAGACUCUGGUCAGCGAACUGGAGAACGUUGAGACCCAGUACGAGGCGAUUAUUAACAAACUGCCACAUGACUGCAGCGAGGUGCAUACCCAGGCGGAUGGACUGCAUCUGAUUGCGCCGGCUGGCCAACGGCAUCCGCUGAUGUCGCACUGUACCGCCGAUGGUUGGACGACGGUGCAGCGGCGAUUCGAUGGCAGUGCUGAUUUCAAUCGCUCGUGGGCGGAUUAUGCCCAAGGAUUUGGAACGCCUGGCGGUGAAUUCUGGAUUGGUAACGAACAGCUGCAUCAUCUCACCCUGGACAACUGCAGCCGGCUGCAGGUGCAAAUGCAGGAUAUCUACGAUAAUGUUUGGGUAGCGGAAUACAAACGUUUCUAUAUAUCCUCCCGGUCCGAUGGCUAUCGGCUCCAUAUUGCCGAAUACUCUGGCAAUGCCUCCGAUGCGUUGAACUAUCAACAGGGAAUGCAAUUCUCGGCCAUCGAUGACGAUCGGGACAUCUCGCAGACGCACUGUGCUGCUAACUAUGAGGGUGGCUGGUGGUUCUCUCAUUGCCAGCACGCCAAUCUCAAUGGGCGCUAUAAUCUGGGCCUGACUUGGUUCGAUGCCGCUCGCAACGAAUGGAUAGCGGUCAAGUCAAGCCGUAUGCUGGUCAAGCGUCUGCCUGCCGUUGAGUGCCAAGCGAAUCUCGCUACCGUUUCCGUUGCUGAUACACCAGCAGCUGAUGCCGUUGCUGCUCCGCCGAGCAGUACAUCAGCGCCGCCGCCGCCGGCGGCAACGGCAACAGUAACGGUAACGACGGCGUCAACCAUCAACAAGGUGGUGCAGUUCGUGGCCGCCGGGCAGGCGUAAGUGAGCUGUUCCCGCUUAUUUUUUCCAAAAAAAAAAACAACUUGGAAAAGGGGAUGAUAACCGCUACAGUGAACCACCAGAGCCAUGCCUACUAUAGUUGGGAGUCCACUGUUUGUCUGUGGGAGGUGGAUCUAAAAGAUCUUAGAUAAGUGUAUAAAAAAAAACUAUAUAAUUACCCAUUCACUUUGUAAAUACUCAGAUACCCGAGAUCAUCAGACCUAAGUUGUAGUAUUAAAACUUUCGAAAUGGAGCUUACUCUGGCCUUAGAGUACACUAGGCGUAUGCGUAAUUUAGUUGGCCCCCCACUAUAAAUAUGAAAUUCUUUGGUCUUUCAAGAAGAUCUCAUAGAGGCUUAAGUUCCGCGGUAGCUCAAACUAAAGCGAGACAGAAAGAUAGAGCAUAUCAUUUAAGGAUAAUGCAGAGAGUUAAUGUCUAGACAUAGUCCUACCCCCCUCCCUACCUCCCUCCCACCCUUCCUCCAUGAAGUAAACUAAAAACUAAAAACUAAACUAGUUGUAAUGUGUAAGAGGCCUAAACUCUUGCUUAGGCUAAUCUCAGACAAAUAAUAAAUAUACUGAAGUGAAGUAAAGAGGAACUUUCUAGCCUAAGUCAGCAUAUCAGUCAUAUAUGAAGUAUACAUCUAUACCUAGUUAUAGCGUUGGUAAAUGUACUUGUAAUUGUAAUUGUUGUACCAUAAAAAUAGUGUCUACGCAUUCGUUUUCCCGCUUACUAAAUGUCUGCUUCAGUCCAAAAAAGCAAAAAACAAAAUGAAAAACAAAUUUUUCAACCUACAAAAAUAAACCGAUGGAGUCGCAUGCCAAAGAGAUCAAGUCAGAAAUAGAAACAGAUAAUAUGCAAGUUUUUACGAAAUAAUAAAAAUGAAAGAAACCUUAAAAACUGAAAACUAUUUUCUGCAGUUUUGCAUAUAUACCAAAAAUAAAUAAACAAACAAAUGAAGUGAGCAAAAUAAGAAGGCAAGAAGAAAGAACAUAAGAGCUAAUGCAGUUUAGCAAGUAAGUUAUUAACUAUAUAUUAUGUAUACAUUAAUUUUAUGUCCUGUAAGUUAAGCGACUAAAAAAGACAAAGGGAAACCAGAAAGCUUGGCCCUUAGACCGGCGUAUUUUACAAUAAAUGGAUUGAUGUGAAACGAAAAAAACCAAAACCCUUUAUG
Messenger RNA from Drosophila eugracilis, 3911 nucleotides. RefSeq names its product protein scabrous (gene sca). Lineage: Eukaryota; Metazoa; Arthropoda; Insecta; Diptera; Drosophilidae. The coding region runs from base 308 to 2740 and encodes 810 amino acids. The record is from RefSeq and is a predicted model, not a curated record. The transcript is spliced from 4 exons.